AUGGCACCAAUAGCUCUACCACCCGGUUUUCGCUUCCAUCCGACAGAUGAAGAACUUGUCGUGUACUAUCUCGAUCGUAAGAUCAACAAUCAAACAAUCGAGCUGGAAAUAAUUCCCGAAGUCGAUCUCUACAAAUGUGAACCUUGGGAUAAGUCUUACUUGCCAAGCAAGGAUAUGGAAUGGUACUUCUUUAGCCCAAGAGAUAGAAAAUAUCCAAAUGGAUCAAGAACUAAUAGAGCGACUCGAGCUGGUUACUGGAAAGCGACAGGAAAGGAUCGAAAAAUAAACUCUCAUAAGCGUGCUGUCGGAAUGAAGAAGACGCUGGUAUAUUAUAGAGGUCGUGCUCCUCACGGAAUUCGUACGAAUUGGGUCAUGCAUGAAUAUCGGUUGGUCGACUCCAUUUUCGAUGAUACUGAAGCUAUUGCUUCUUUGAAGGAUGCGUACGCCUUAUGUAGUGUACUGAAGAAAACUACUCAUUUGCCUAAAGCAAGAGAAGGAGACGAUGACCGAAGUGGGUUUUGUUCACAACAUGAUCCAGUUAAUGCAAGCAGUACUCGUGGUCACGAUCAUGUUUUGAACCGUAAAAAUCAAAUAGCAACAACACAACAAGAUAACUUGAAUGAGCAAGAAUAUUCACAAUUUCCUUCUGAUACUACUUCAACGUCCGAGAUCACACAAGGAACACCUAUAAAUGGUAGCAGAAUAGAUGAUCAGACUAGUAUGCCAUCCAACAAUAAUGACGAAGCAAAUAGCUCAAUGAAUGCAAGCCCUAAUAUCUCGUCCAUGGAGUUCUCAUAUAAGCCUACUAUUCAUGAGGAUACUUCGGCAAUGCCAAACGUUUCAAGGGUACAACAACUUUCAUAUCCACCCUUGGCAUUAGAAGAUUUCCCAUACAUGGAUACAGUAACAGAAUCUAACAACAAAUUAUCAUCAUCAACAACGUCUCAAGCGAUAGAAGAAUAUAUAUUGUGCGAUAAGCAUAGGAACAAUUAUUUUGCCGAAUCAAAUUUGCUAGAUGAGAUUUUCUUCGGAUCAUAUCUUCUAUCACGAUGA
Molecule: messenger RNA, 1053 nt
Organism: Papaver somniferum (opium poppy)
Lineage: Eukaryota; Viridiplantae; Streptophyta; Magnoliopsida; Ranunculales; Papaveraceae
Product: NAC domain-containing protein 86-like
Exons: 4
Coding region: 1-1053 (350 amino acids)
Biological process (GO): regulation of DNA-templated transcription
Molecular function (GO): DNA binding
Source: RefSeq, a predicted model, not a curated record